UGGAUUCGGCAAUAUGUCGGCUGCUCACUGGAUUUGACAAUGUUUUUGUUGUUCCUGACGUAGAGCAAAGUCAUAUUUAGUGACUAAUAAAUUGACAAUUCAUAUUUUUGAGAAUGUUGAAAUAGCCGAGGACAAUUCAGGAUGUAUAUCAAGCAGGUUAUUAUUCAGGGCUUCAAGUCCUACAGAGAGCAAACAGUCGUCGACCCAUUCGAUCCUAGACACAAUGUUGUCGUCGGUAGAAAUGGUUCUGGCAAGAGUAACUUCUUCUACGCAAUUCAAUUCGUCCUCUCGGACGAAUUCUCGCACCUUCGGCCGGACCAGCGCCAGGGUCUCCUCCACGAGGGGACAGGUCCCCGUGUGAUUUCCGCGCACGUCGAAAUAAUCUUCGACAACGCAGACGGUCGUCUACCGAUCGAUAAGGACGAGGUUUACUUGCGUCGUGUGAUUGGCUCCAAAAAGGACCAGUAUUUCCUAAACAAGAAGAACGUGACGCGUAGCGACGUCAUGAACCUCCUGGAGUCGGCGGGUUUCUCCCGCUCGAACCCAUACUACAUCGUAAAGCAGGGGAAGAUCAAUCAGAUGGCGACUGCUCCAGACUCCCAACGUCUGAAGCUUCUCCGGGAGGUGGCGGGCACCCGUGUCUACGACGACCGUCGGGAGGAAUCCAAGUCGAUCCUGAAGGAGACCGAGGGCAAGCUGGAGAAGAUCGACGACUUCCUGAGAACGAUCGAGGAGCGCUUGCAGACCUUGAAAGAGGAGAAGGAGGAGCUGAAGGAAUAUCAGCGAUGGGACAAGCAGCGCCGAUGCCUGGAAUACACCAUUCACGAGCGCGAGCUGAAGGAGAACAAACGAAAGCUGGAGGACCUGGAGGCGUCACGAGCGAACAGUGGUGCUGAACAGGCGCGCCUGGGUUCCGAAGCAAAGACAGCUCAGGAGAAUGUGCGAUCAGCCUCGAAGCGGCUGAAGGAAGCGAAGAAGGAAGUCCAGACUGCGAAGGAGGAGCGUGACACCCUGAGUGCUGAGCAGCAGCAGCUGCUGAAGGAGAAGACGAAACUGACCCUGACGAUAAACGAUCUUCUGGAGGAGGUGAAGGGUGACAACGACAGCAGAAAACGUGCGCAGCAGGAGCUGGAGAAGCUAAAGGAGAACAUCGCUGUGAGGGAAAAGGAGCUGGAGAAGAUUCGUCCUGAAUACGAGGAGAUGAAGCGACGGGAGGAGGAGUACACGAGAGCGAUGGGACUCAAGGAACAGAAGCGGAAGGAGUUGUACGCUAAGCAGGGGAGGGGCUCGCAGUUCACCAGCAAGGACGACAGGGAUAAAUGGAUUCAGAACGAGCUGAAGCAGCUGACCAAGCAGAUUAGGGAUAAAGAGGAGCACCAGAAGAAGAUCAGUGAGGAUCUCAAGAAAGACGCCGAGAAGCAGAAGGAUCUCGAGAAGAAGAUCGAGGAGUACACGAAGGAGAUGGAGAAGCAGAGGGCGUCCAUUGAUGAACACAACAAGCACUACUAUGAACUGACCAAGCAGAAGGACGCCUGUCAGGCGCAGAGGAAGGAGCAGUACAGGAAGGAGAGUGUCCUGCAGUUGAAUCUGUCUGGGUUGAAGGAGGACCUGGCGAAGGCUGAUCAGAGCCUCAGGUCCAUGGCCGGAAAACCCAUUCUCAAUGGACGGGAUUCGGUUCGGAGGGUUCUUGAGACUUUCAAAGAACGACCUGACAUGGCUCAUGAGGUUAACUCGUACUAUGGACCUGUCAUCGAGAACUUUGAUUGUGAUAAGAGUGUCUACAUGGCGGUGGAGGUCACUGCUGGCAACAGACUCUUUCAUCAUAUUGUGGAGACUGACAAGUUUGGAACGAAAAUCCUGAAGGAGAUGAACAAUCAGAGACUGCCGGGGGAAGUCACCUUCAUGCCUCUCAAUCGUCUACACGUGAAGAGCAUUGAUUAUCCUGAUACGAGUGACGCCAUUCCCAUGAUCUCCAAGCUUAAUUAUGAUGGGAAGUACGACAGAGCGAUGAGGUACAUUUUUGGGAAGACUCUCAUCUGUAGAAAUCUGGAAGCUGCUACUAAUUUGGCGAGGACAUCUGGACUUGAUUGUGUGACACUCGAGGGGGAUCAAGUCUCCUCCAAGGGAUCACUCACUGGGGGGUACUUCAAUACCCUCAGGUCCAGGCUGGAGAUCCAGAAGACAAGGUCUGAACUUAUGGCGCAGAUCAACACGAUGGAGAAUGAACUGUCUAACCUGAGGGAUGAGAUCAAGAAGGCGGAUCAGAAUAUAUCGUCGUAUGUCAGUGAGAUGCAGAGAACGGAGACGAAGAACAGCAAGGCUAAAGACAUCUACGACAAGAUGAAGGCGGAGAUCAGGCUGAUGAAGGAGGAGUUGUCGGCUAUCGAGAGGUAUAGAACACCGAAGGAGAGGAGUCUUGCCCAGUGCACAUCGAAUCUCGAGGCUAUGAGGGCGACCAAGGAGGGUCUUGAGAGUGAACUCCAUCAGGACUUGAUGGCGCAGUUGUCGGUGGCUGAUCAACGGCAGGUGGAUACCCUCAACGACGAGAUCAGGACACUCACGAAAGAGAAUAAGGAGGCUUUUGCCAAACGUAUGAGACUGGAGGCUGAGAAGAACAAACUUGAGAAUCUUCUUACUAAUAAUCUUCAUCGGAGGAAGGACGAACUCGUGCAGGCACUCCAGGAGAUCUCGGUGGAAGACAGGCAGAGACAGUUGGAGACUUGCAAGGCUCAGCUGUCGGACAUAGAGAAAAGAUUGGUCAAGGUCAAUGCUGAUUUCAAGACUAUGAAUGAGAGAGUCGGGGGCGCCACCAAAAAGCAGAAGGCUGAGGCUGCUGAGGUGGAGAAGUGGAAGGCGAAGGAGAAGGAAGUCCAGGAGAAGAUCGAGUCUGAUGCUAAGGAUCUUGAGAAACUCGCCAGCAAGCAGAAUAUUCUACAGCAGAAGAUCGCUGAGUGUACACAGAAGAUCACGGAAUUGGGGGCACUGCCUUCACCUGAGGCUUAUGAGAAGUUUGGGAAUAUGUCGACGAAACAGCUGUUCAAGGAGAUGGAGAAGGCGAAUAAUCAGCUGAAGAAGUACAGCCAUGUUAAUAAAAAGGCGUUGGAUCAGUUCAUGUCGUUCAGCGAUCAGAAGGAGAAGCUUGUGAAGAGGAAGGAGGAGCUGGACAGAGGCGAUGAGAAGAUCAAGGAGCUGAUGAAUGUACUGGAGAUGAGAAAGUGCGAGGCUAUUCAGUUCACUUUUAAACAGGUUAGUAAGUACUUCAGCGAAGUCUUCAAGAAACUCGUGCCCACUGGACACGCACAACUCGUCAUGAAGACGGCCGAUGGGGAGGAGGGCGAUGAUGAUACAUCCACUGCUGCCGAUUCUGAUCGGUUCAUUGGUGUCGGGAUUAGAGUUUCGUUCACUGGACAAAAAGCUGAGAUGAGAGAGAUGAAUCAACUUUCGGGUGGGCAAAAGUCUCUUGUGGCACUUGCCCUGAUAUUCGCUAUUCAGAAGUGCGAUCCAGCACCUUUCUAUCUAUUCGAUGAGAUCGAUCAGGCUCUCGAUGCCCAGCACAGAAAAGCUGUUGCUGAUAUGAUCCAUGAACUCAGCUCUGACGCACAAUUUAUCACCACAACUUUUAGACCUGAAUUACUGCAGCACGCAAAUAAAUUCUAUGGGGUUAAAUUCAGGAAUAAGGUGUCUCACGUAGAGUGUGUCACCAGGGAAGAAGCUGCUGACUUUGUCGAAGACGACACAACUCACGGAUAAACGGAAAAACAUAUUUAUUUUUAUUAUGAAGAUAAAGAAAACAUCAUCUAUUAAUUUUUCAGAGUUUCUGCUGUAAUUCUAAUUCAAUUCGUGAGGAUUCAACUGGGAAAUGUUGAUUCGCUCUUCAAUUUGUAAUUUUAAUGGAGCUGACAAUUUU
Molecule: messenger RNA, 3907 nt
Organism: Diachasmimorpha longicaudata
Lineage: Eukaryota; Metazoa; Arthropoda; Insecta; Hymenoptera; Braconidae
Gene: SMC3
Product: structural maintenance of chromosomes protein 3
Exons: 5
Coding region: 142-3750 (1202 amino acids)
Biological process (GO): mitotic sister chromatid cohesion
Cellular component (GO): chromosome; mitotic cohesin complex
Molecular function (GO): double-stranded DNA binding; ATP hydrolysis activity; ATP binding
Source: RefSeq, a predicted model, not a curated record